GUUAUCAGUGUGACGUCAGCAACAGCAGAUUCAGCAGUCAGUCAGCGAGCAGCAGAAAAAAACACACGCAGAGAAGCGGAGUCUGGAGCUUAGUCUGUAGCCGAGCUGUGGAAGGAAACAGCGGCGGGAGAUAGCCUGGUGGUCUCGGUGUCUGUAGCGGAGCCCAGCGCCUCUGAAUGUGCCUAUUUCCCUGUGGAGUCCGGAGCUUUGCAUCGGAAUAACAGCAGCAGCAGCAUGUCGGACGCUGCUAACGCCGCCUCCACACUCAACAACAGCGGGGAUCCGGGACUCAACGGCUCCUGGGUGGAAUUGGACAUAAACAAAGGUUCGGCCGUCCCCGCUGAGUUGGCGGCAGCCGGGGAUGCAUCCUCAGUGCUACUGCACCUCCCACAGGUGGAGGAGGAGGAGGAGUCCAUAGUGGGAGGACUGGAACAUGUGCCGUCAUCGUCCUCAAUCCACAACGGAGACAUGGAGAAGAUCCUUCUGGACGCUCAGCACGAGUCCAGCCGCAGCAACUCCUCCUGCGACAGUCCUCCUCGUCCUCACAGUCCUCAGGAUGAAGGAAAAAUCAUGUUUGACGUGGACAUCAGCAGCAGGAGAGACAGUCAGUCAGAAGAGGACGUCCUGGAGAAGGAAAGGGACAUGGACAUCCUGAUGAAGGACUCUGACUGGGUAGCUGACUGGUCCAGUCGCCCUGAGAACAUUCCUCCAAAGGAGUUUCACUUCCGACACCCUCGUCGCUCAGUCACCCUCAGCAUGAGAAAGACUGGGGCCAUGAAGAAAGGAGGAAUCUUCUCCGCCGAGUUCCUCAAAGUCUUCAUCCCGUCACUGCUGCUCUCUCACAUCCUGGCUCUGGGACUGGGAGUCUACAUUGGGAAGAGGUUGACCACACCACCCACCAGCUCCUUCUGAACGUACACACAGAAGAAAAGUGCCUGAGAAGUGGGCCAGAGUUUGUUUGUUUGUUUUUUUCGUCCUAUUGUUUUGAAGAAGACGUUGCCAGCGAGCUUCCGCCUCUCCCUCUGUCCUGCCUGCCUCCCCAUUACUUUCCCUGAGAUUUGACUUGCUCUCAGGAGAAACACCUCUGUCCUCCUCCUCUUUCUCCUCUCCUGUCUUCUUCUCUCUUUGUCUCUUUCUCAGCUCAUAUGUAAAAGUUUUUGGAGGACGAGUCAGGUGACAGUUUGUAUUUCCUGGACUGUUCAAUGUUUCUUAGGGGAUGGGUUUUACAGAAAGUGUAUCAGUGUUAAAACCAGAUUCUAGGAGAAUCACCUUCUCCUUCUUGUUUUUGUGACUGACCUGCUCUUUAGCUGGAGCCCAGACCAGUUUGUGCCACAGAUUGAAGCUAAGCAGAACUUAACAUGUGAUCAUGCCUUUUUAAGACAGACUUUUCUUCUUUUCUUUAACUUCUUCUUUUCUUCUUCUUCUUCCUCUUCUAGUAGCUUUGUCUUUUCUCUUCUUGUUGAUGAGCUAACGUCUCAUCAGUCGGUGGAUUACGGAGAGGUUGUUUCUACACUAAGUCUCCUGAGAAGAGCAGAGACAAAGACGGAGAGAAACCUCUCCAUUUACAGAAACUUGCGUUGAGUUCUGAAGCCAAACAACUUCAACUGGAAGUUCUAACAGUGUAGGAAAGACAGAAGCUGUAGCUGCUCCUCAGAGUCCAGGCUCCUCCCUACAGACACCAGAACCUGAACCAGUCUCUCAGACGUCUGUGUCGGUGAGAAGGUUCUAACGUCCAGACUUGUUUGGAGGAAGGGUCGUUGGUUCUUUCUCACUGCUUAGUUUAGAAGUUCUGGUGGAGCUUCACUAGGAACUGGGCACAGGUCUGUGAUCUCUGGGCCAAUAUUCACCCGUAUUCCUUUCAGUGGUCCACAUCUAGUGUUCAGAUUGUAGGCCACAUCCCAACCACCACCUGCUCCGAAGCUGCAGGCCUUUUGAGUUCUAUCCUGUCUAGAAUGUAGGUCCUGCUUGUCACCCUGUCCACCUGAGGACCUGAUCCACCCAACAGGAAAAUGUAGAGUUCACUGUCACAACGCUUGAAAAUGGUAGACAGUCUGUCAGCUUAAACAGAGGAGAUCUAAACUCAUCCUGCCCACUCUAGGCUCCUCCACAGGGCUGAGUGUGGCUGAGGUAUGGCCCCUAUGUGGACCACUGGACCAUGACUGGUUGCUAAAUGUGGGCUAAGUGAAUGUUAUCUUCAUGAGUGUCCCACAUGGGAAUAACAGAUCUGAGCUCUUCACAGGUUAGGUCAUAGGUUCAUAGUAAACAGCACCAGAGUUCAGUGAGUUUGGUUCUGAGCGGAAGAACGUUCCAGAAUGUUCUGUGGAGGGGGGUUUUGUUCAUGUUCUUUAAACUUUUUGUUCUUCUGGUUGUAGAACUUUUUUUGGAUGGUCGUAGUACAUUUACUCCCCACUAGGCUGGAUUGGACUCUGAGCUGAGUUUUUUUUUUUAAUUAUUAUUUCUUUGUUCAGAUAUAAAGUCAAAAACAAAAGAUGAAGUUCAGAAGUGUUUUUUAAAAAAUUGAGAAAAAUUAGAUAAAUUUGUUUUUUAAUGUUUGCCUGAUUUUUCUUUAAGAAAUUUAAAAAUUCUCAUUCAGUUGAGAAACAAAUUUUUCACGGAUUUAAAAAAAGGUUUUUGUUUUAUUGAAGCUGUAAAAUGUGUUUCUGACAGACACUCCAUCACUUUUGCCAAAAAUUUCAACAUAAAGAAACAGGAAAAUUA
Cynoglossus semilaevis (tongue sole) is the source of this 2718-nucleotide messenger RNA. Its product is annotated as BCL2/adenovirus E1B 19 kDa protein-interacting protein 3-like. NCBI's taxonomy places the organism in Eukaryota, Metazoa, Chordata, Actinopteri, Pleuronectiformes, Cynoglossidae. The transcript is spliced from 6 exons. The record is from RefSeq and is a predicted model, not a curated record. The coding region runs from base 235 to 912 and encodes 225 amino acids. Gene Ontology annotation, cellular component: nuclear envelope; endoplasmic reticulum; mitochondrial envelope. Gene Ontology annotation, biological process: positive regulation of apoptotic process; mitochondrial outer membrane permeabilization; defense response to virus.